Molecule: messenger RNA, 360 nt
Organism: Chiroxiphia lanceolata (lance-tailed manakin)
Lineage: Eukaryota; Metazoa; Chordata; Aves; Passeriformes; Pipridae
Gene: CFAP107
Product: chromosome 22 C1orf158 homolog
Source: RefSeq, a predicted model, not a curated record
AUGAUAAACAAAGCUCAUCAGAACCUCAUUCCAGCUCCAGGGAGGGUAGUGCUGGUGAGGCAAAGAAAUAUGUUUGCAUCACAAAAAGGUGGAUGGGAUUGGUGGAAGAUUGAACCCAAACACUCUGCUACAGUUCUCUUUGGAAACUGGCUGGAGAAGAGGACAAGCCUGCCACUGCAGCAUUUCUUCACCCAUCACAAGGAACAAAGAAGCCAAAAUUUAGUAUUGGAGUAUGGCAAUAACUGCAGUAAACAUGGUUACACUGUGCUGCCUCCCCUCCAGAGCUGAAGUGGAUGCAGGUUGGCCUGGAUUCCUCAGAAGUCAGAUUUCCCCAUUCUCAGUAGUUUUUGGAAUUAUUAA